CCCUCCCCACCACCUUCUCUAGCCCUCAGUCCGGCUCCUUUUCUCUCCCGGCUCCGCCUUCGCCCCUAGAACGCAGGGGUUUGAUGCCCACGCUGGUGGGAGGAACCUCUGCAGGGUGGAAUAGGGAGAGAUCUAUUCCAAUUCCCGGCUUUGGAAUCCCAGAUCCCGACCGCGCGGGGUGAAUCGGAUAGUGGCUGAGCUCAGCUUUGCAUAACAAUGCACAGAUUUACAUAACCAACGCAGGCAGCCAUUUAAAGCCACCGCCUCUGGCCCCAGACCUUGUAAUUAUCUUCGCGCAGACCCACCUUUUGCCGUGAUGCCCCUGAUGCGGGCUCCGCUCCUGAUCGUCCUGGGCUUGCUUCUAGCUGGCCCCGAGGCCCUUGCGAAGGUCUUGCUGGAACAGUCAUUUCGGUUCAGUAACUUUUCCUGGGAGAAUUGUGACGAUGGGAAAGACCCUGUGGUGAUCAAAAGCCUGACUGUGGAACCUAACCCCAUUGUAGAGCCUGGAAAUGUGACUGUCAGUGUUGAGACCCAGACGAGUGUCACCCUCGAUGCUCCUCUGAAGGUGGAAUUAACGGUGCAGAAGGAAGUGGUUGGCUUCUGGGUCAAAGUCCCGUGUGUGGAACAAACCGGUAGUUGUACCUAUGAAGACAUGUGUGAUAUACUUGACACUUUCAUUCCCCCUGGAGAGCUCUGCCCGGAGCCCCUGCACACCUAUGGACUUCCCUGCCACUGUCCCUUCAAAGAAGGCACAUACUCACUGCCCAAGAGUAUUAUCACUCUGCCCCAACUGGACCUGCCCAGCUGGCUGAGUACCGGAAACUACCGCGUCCAGAGCAUCUUAAGCAGCGGCGAGCAACGUCUGGGCUGUUUCAAGAUCGAUGUCUCUCUAGAAGGCACAUAAUGUGGCACCAGUGACAACAGAAUGAAGGGGUUUGAGGAAGGCGCACCCCUCUUCCUCUGUCUUGCGUUUGCCAAGGCCAAAUUCCAAUUCCCUGUUCCCCUCCAAGCCCCUUUGUACAGUGAUGCUGCUACCCUCGCUGAAAAUCAUUUUGUGCCACCUACAUUGUAGGCGUGGGCAAGCAGCCCUAACCUAAGGGGGCUUGAGCUUGGCGGUUCUUGAUAGCCCUGGACAUCUACUGGGCCGGCCACUUCAUUUUCCUCCCCACCCCUACGGCUUUCUUUCUAAGAGCUUAACUUAUUUUCCUAACAGUCAGGUGAUAGAACUAACAUGUGAGCCCAAGUUCAGGCUGACCCAGUUUUGUUCUCCUGAAGUACCUUUACAAUGUUUUCAUUAAAUUUUGUUUUUUAAAGUCC
Molecule: messenger RNA, 1317 nt
Organism: Hipposideros armiger (great roundleaf bat)
Lineage: Eukaryota; Metazoa; Chordata; Mammalia; Chiroptera; Hipposideridae
Gene: GM2A
Product: ganglioside GM2 activator
Exons: 4
Coding region: 317-904 (195 amino acids)
Biological process (GO): ganglioside catabolic process; lipid transport
Cellular component (GO): cytoplasmic side of plasma membrane
Molecular function (GO): lipid carrier activity; enzyme activator activity
Source: RefSeq, a predicted model, not a curated record